Cryptosporidium ubiquitum is the source of this 2505-nucleotide messenger RNA. RefSeq lists its product as uncharacterized. The record is from RefSeq and is a predicted model, not a curated record. The transcript has a single exon. Lineage: Eukaryota; Apicomplexa; Conoidasida; Eucoccidiorida; Cryptosporidiidae. Gene Ontology annotation, molecular function: ubiquitin binding. Gene Ontology annotation, biological process: ubiquitin recycling; proteasome-mediated ubiquitin-dependent protein catabolic process. The coding region runs from base 1 to 2505 and encodes 834 amino acids. Gene Ontology annotation, cellular component: cytoplasm; nucleus.
AUGCUUUAUAGUCUUUCAAAAGAAUUAAAAGGCCAUGAAGGAUGUGCCCGAUGUGUAUGCGUUCUAAAAGACAAUCGAAUUGUGACUGGAGGACUGGAUAAUCAAAUAAUUAUUUGGAAUUAUAUUAACGAUGCUUGGAUGCAAGAACAUCAGCUAUUACACCACAAAAAAUAUGUAUUGGCAUUAGAACCCUCAAAAACUCAACAAAAUGAUGAAUCUAACCAAAUCUAUUUUUAUUCGGGUGGGCUUGAUGAAAUAAUUUACCGUUUGUCUGCUAUAGAUGGCAAAAUAUGCGCAACUUACAGAGGGCACAAAUCGGCGAUCUGCAAUAUAAAAGAGUUGAAUGAAUUGAAUAUUUUAAUUUCUGGAAGUUGGGACGGUACUGCAAGAAUUUGGGAUUUAAAUUCUUCCGAAUGCAAACACGUAUUAAGUAAUCAUCAACACGCAGUCACAAUCUCAAUUAUUUCACAACCAAAUAGUACAGAAUUCUUUUUAUUAACUGGAAGUCAAAAUAAAUCCCUAGUAUUAUGGAAAAUUCCACAAGUUAAGUUAAUAAAAACUAUCCCUAAUUCCCACGAUGAUAUUAUUCGCUCUAUAGGUAUUUCUAACAAUAUUUUUGAGAAAGAAUCCCUAGUUGUUAUAACUGUUUCAAAUGACUGCGCAAUAAAAAUUUGGCAGCUUUUCUUAGAAUUAGGAAACGAAAAUCUGGUUUUAAAGAAUACGAAAAGACAUCACAAAUCAUUUAUUUUUGAUGUAAAAUUUUCAAACUAUUACUCUGAACGUUUUUUUACUGCAUCUGAUGAUUGUCAUGUUGCAAUAUGGCAACUAAAAAAUAAUUUCGAAAUCAGUUUAUUGCAGAACAUUGUUUUGAGUUCAACUGUCUGGAAUUUAACAGAAAUGAAUGGCAUUGACUCCAUAUUAACCGUGUCGGAAGACGGAAUUUGUAGGAUUUGGAUUACUUGUACCACAGAUCUCAAAUUAAAAAACUUACUAUCUUCAAAAAAACCAGAUUCAAUUCAAAGUCCGAAAUAUGUUGAUUCCAAAGAUUUGCAAAAUAAUCAAGAAGAGAGUACUAUUCAACUAAAUGAAAUUCCAGAAAUAAACAAAUUGAGCUCAAUUACUGCAGAAAAAAUCGGUACUAUUCGGAUUUUUAAAGAUGCAAAUGAUCUAAAAGCAUAUGAAUGGGCAAAUAAUUGCUGGAAUUUUUUAGGAAUAAUAACUGGCAUCAAUAAUCAAAGCAGAAAAGUUAAUUAUCUGGGUGAUAAAUACUUUGAUAGUGGUCUGUAUGAUCUAGUUAUUAAACUUGAAACAGAAUUUGAUUGUAAUCAUAACAUAUUACCAUUCAAUUUUGGAGACAGUGUAAUUGAAUCAGCUGAAAAGUUUUGCUUAAGGGAAGGAAUUAACAGAAAAUAUUGUAAAAUAAUUAUUGAAUCAAUAAUUAAUAGUAUUCCUAUUGUUAAUAACAGCAUUAUUACUACAUUUAAUGAAUUGUUUGAACCAUGCUUUGAGUUUAAAUUAUUUAAAAGGUUCAAUAUUAAUAGCUUAAUUUCUUCAUUUACAAAAGAACAAAAAAUUUAUUCUGAUCAGUUUAAUAGCAGCUAUCAAAUCUGUGUAAAUGAUACGAAUUAUCUUUUUAAUAUGGAAAUUGAACAUUUAAAUGACUUGUUUCUUAGGCUAAAAAGUGAAACUUGUAGCGAGACUCAUUUUUUCAAAUCAUGUAAAAUAAAAUCUAUCGAAAUGGACGUUAUUUAUAAGAGGCUGUCAAAUUUUAUUGGAAAUAACUCUUUGAGUAUUCCAAUUAUUGACUUAUGGAGAAUCCUUGCGCUUCACCCUCAAAGCAGUGACGUUCAUAAGAAAACUGAUCAAGGGUGGUGGUUAAUUGCAUUAGUAUUGAAGGUUGUUGACUUAAUUUCUUCCGAUUAUCUAACUAACCCACUCAUAAACGAAAAUAAUGAGUUCAGAGGUUCUCUAUUCCUAAUUUGUAUUCGGUUUUUUUGUAAUAUGUUCCAAAAUUCCAUAAAUAGAGAAGUAAUGCUGUAUAAAAUGCAGGAAAUAAUAUCGAAGAUUGAUGAAUCAACAAUUAAAUUGGCAGGAAGAAACUUUCAGCUUUCAUUAAGAGAGAAUACAAAUAAAAAUGUGAUUUUGGCAUGCUUAGCAUUUAUGUUCAACUAUAUUGUUGCUCUAAACAAUAAAAAUUGCAGCUCCAUUAAUUCAAGAAAUUUAAUCAUUUUAUAUGUUUGUAAAUUAAUCCCGUUGACGAAACACGAUGAUUUUGUAAAAUAUAUUGAUGAAAUCCUUCAUUAUCAACUACUGAUUUUUACUAAUAAUUAUUAUCACUUAAUUAAAUUUGAAAACCAUACUGAUGUAUAUAUUCUUGAAGAUAGGGAUAUUGGGAUUAUUUCAGACCUAAUAUUGAAAUGCAACAAAAGUUCUUCAAAUUUAAAAACACUUUAUUGUCAUCUUCUUACAUCAAUAAAUAUAAUAAAGAACGGGAAAAACUUAUAA